This is a messenger RNA of Rhododendron vialii, 1369 nucleotides long. RefSeq names its product putative F-box protein At3g52320. The transcript has 2 exons. The record is from RefSeq and is a predicted model, not a curated record. Gene Ontology annotation, molecular function: protein binding. The coding region runs from base 41 to 604 and encodes 187 amino acids. NCBI's taxonomy places the organism in Eukaryota, Viridiplantae, Streptophyta, Magnoliopsida, Ericales, Ericaceae.
AUAAAUAGAGCAAGAGAGGGGAACAAGAAAAAGGAAAGACAUGCCAAUGCUCAUACAGAUAUCGAAGAAACCCCGAGAGAGAGAGAGCCAUGGCGGUGGAUCAGUUUCGGCAGUUCUCCCUCGCGAGUUGGUGGCCGAAGAGUUGCUCACGAGGCUUCCGGCCAAUUCCCUGAUGCGAUUCAAGUGUGUUUCAAAGCUGUGGCGUUCAACCAUCACCGAUCCUUCCUUUUGCAAAGCCCACCGCGCUCGUUCCUGUUCCCGCCGUGGCUUAUUAAUGGUACGUCCGGACGUCAACCCCCCUGUCUCAGGAUUAGGCUUCUUCCUCUACGCAAAUUACGGAGCAUCUGUGUUAGAAUCGCUUCACCCUUUUACAGUAGGAGGAGGAGGAGGACUAGUUAAGAAGAAGAGGAAUAAGGUAGGUGUAUUAGAGUUGCUUCACCAGUUUAACGUACGAGGAGAUGGUGUUACGGAGGUGGUUAACGGCCUCUUUUGCAUGUACACGGAUUGUCGGGCGAGGAUUUGCAACGUCUCUACCGGUGAAAUUAUGGAGCUUCCUAGUCCUCCCCCGAAGAAACAUAAAUCUUUCAAACACUGCAAAAUGUGAGAUUCUUACUUUGGGCAAGGACGCGGCGUGGAGAAGCAUCCAAUUAGUUGAUCGGAGAAUGGAUACGCGGCGGCUCCAAAGCGUUUAUAUCCAUGCCCAUGGUGCUCUCUAUUGGUGGAAUGCUAUCGGACACGGUAUCAUUGCUUUCUCUUUUAAAGAUGAGAUUUUUCUACCGCUGGUUCCCCAACCACCAAUUCUGCGCUACACGGGUUCAUUACUUCAAUUUGGAGACUAUCUGGCCGUGGCAACUGGGUUAGUUGAUCGAAAACUACAGCUAUGGGUAUUAGAUAAACCCCUAACACUGUCAGUCUGUCCAUGGACUCUUCACCUCAUCCACAUUCCGUAUGAUUUCGCUGACCACGGAUGUUGCUUGCUUGGGAACCUCCCUACUGGUGAGAUGUUAAUGACUAGUACUGAAGAAGAAAGAGAGAUUAAUUCUCGUUCUUCAUCACCCAAUCACAUUUGUGUUUAUUCAUACAAUCAUACUCGACGGAAGUUUGAAAAGUUGGUUACGAGCAACAAGUUCCCAUCUUUCCUAGCUUCGGUCAGAAAGAAUGACAAGAAGUUCCGCAUCUACUAUCAUGAGGAAGACAUCACACUACUUGAUCAUUUGAUUAGAAACAAAUAAUUUAUUUCUCAGGAACCCCAAUGGGGGCUUCUAGUAGGAUGACUAUUCUAGGAUUAUGAUAAUUAUAUUUGGUUUAUUAGGUUGCCUCCUAUGAGGUAGACUAAAUUGAAUGUACAUUUCAAUAUGGUUUGCUUGCA